AUGCGCUCCCCACCUACCUCACCACCCGCCGCCAAAAGAGCUCGUCUGGACACUGACAAGACGUUCACCACUCUGCCUCCUUCACCCUCUUCUUCGUCUUCCAACGGUCGCUUACACGCCAAUGGCGCCAAUGGCUCGUCAAAACAGCCUCCACCUCCGUCGACGACUGCGCCGCUACCACCGGGAGCCGAAAGCUCAGCUAUCGAUGAUAGUAGUGAUGAGGAAGAAGAGUCGAGGCCUGAACCCGAGGACCUUUCUCGUCGAGACCUGUAUCUGGAUACGGUAUCUCGUUCCAACCUAGACUUUGACUUUGAAAGAUUAUGUUCGAAAUCUUUGAGCAAUAUCAACGUCUACGCUUGUCUGGUAUGCGGCAAAUAUUUCCAAGGGAGAGGCAGAGGCAGUUGGGCCUAUCGGCACGCAGUGGAUCAGAACCAUCGCGUAUGGCUGAACUUGGAGACGGAAAAGUUUUACGUUUUGCCUGAAGGAUACCCCGUCUCCGACCCAUCUCUUAACGACAUUCUCCGUGUCCUCAAUCCUCAGUACAAAUCCGCCGCCCUACCCGCUCUUUCCAACCUGCCGCCGCCAUCUUAUACUCUAGACGGGGCAGCCUACUAUCCAGGCUACAUCGGUCUGAAUAACGUCAAGGCCAACGACUAUCUCAAUGUAAUCCUGCAACUCAUCCUGCACAUCCCUCCCGUUAGGCAAUUCCUCCUAGAUCCAAACACCCCUCAGCUCCAGGAGCAAGCUCGACCUACCGAGCUCGUCAAGCGGUUAGCGACUUUGGCCAAGCGCUUAUGGAAUCCCAGAUUGUUCAAAGCUCAGAUUAGUCCGCACGAGUUCCUACAGGAAGUCGCCAAAAGAAGUAAUGGCAAAUUCAAGAUGACAGAGCAAGGAGAUCCGGUCGAGUUCCUGGGUUGGCUGGUGAACACUCUGCAUAGGGAUCUGGGAGGCUCGAAGAAGAGGAAUUCAAGUGUUAUCUACUCUACAUUUCAGGGCAAGGUGCAGAUCGAGACGCAACAGGUCAUUAUCCAUAAGGAUCAUGCGAGGCCAAUAUUCGACAUUGGUCGAGAGAUCCAAGUCGUUUCAUCUCCAUUCCUAUUCUUAGCCCUCGAUCUCCCAGCUACACCCCUAUUCACCGAUCUGAAUGAGAAAAAGAUCAUUCCUCAAGUUCCCUUGUCCGCUAUCCUCGCCAAAUUCGACGGCAAAACCACCCAGGAAUUUGGACCGACAUUGAAGCGACAUCACUUGACGGCCCUACCGCCGUAUCUGAUCCUUCACAUCAAGCGCUUCACAAAGAACAACUUUGUAGAAGAGAAAAACCCGACCAUUGUCAAUUUCCCUCUUCGGGGCGUCGAUGUGGUGGAUUAUGUCGAUCCGAAACCAUCCUCGCCGAUGCACACCAUAUAUGACUUGCUUUCAAACGUCACUCUAGACUCCACUGUUGCGACGACAUCUUCAGCUGGAACAGGUCCAGGGGUCAGCAAACCAUCUCGGACGAAAGACGAAGAAGGUAUGACGUCGUGGAAAAUCCAUCAGAGAGCAGGACGAGGGGGCGCGGACGGCGAAAAGUGGUUUGAAAUGCAGGACCUUAGAGUCGAGGAAGUCAGGAAAGAGAUGGUUUUCCUUGGAGAGACUGUCAUUCAGGUAUGGGAGAGGCGAGAUCUGUCAACGCCGAGCUAG
Kockovaella imperatae is the source of this 1680-nucleotide messenger RNA. RefSeq lists its product as hypothetical. Gene Ontology annotation, molecular function: zinc ion binding; cysteine-type deubiquitinase activity. The record is from RefSeq and is a predicted model, not a curated record. The transcript is spliced from 5 exons. Lineage: Eukaryota; Fungi; Basidiomycota; Tremellomycetes; Tremellales; Cuniculitremaceae. Bases 1 to 1680 code for a protein of 559 amino acids. Gene Ontology annotation, biological process: protein deubiquitination; spliceosomal complex assembly; mRNA processing.